CGCCUAAAUCCCAGCUUUCAUUUCAUGCGCAAUUGAAUUUCAAUUUCCCAUUCCCCUCCAUAGGGACUUAAUUAUCCCCUUUUUUACUCUCAUUAACUCCCUCUCUUCCCACCACGUCCGCUUCUUCCUUCCUUCAUCCCUCCCUCUUCAAACCCUAAACCUAACCUAACCUAACCUCCUUCCCCGACUUCUCCCUUCGGAUUGGAAAUGAAAGGCGGUAAAUCGAGGUCGGAGUCGAAGAAAGCAGACACCAAGCUUGCUGUGAAAAAAGGUGCAGCGGCUAAGAAAGGGAGUAAGAAGGCAGGGAAAGAUCCUAACAAACCCAAGAGGCCUGCCAGCGCCUUCUUCGUUUUUAUGGAAGAGUUCAGGAAGAAGUUCAAUGAGGAGAAUCCGAACAACAAAGCAGUGUCUGCUGUUGGUAAAGCUGCUGGACAGAAAUGGAAAUCAAUGUCAGAUGCUGAAAAAGCACCUUACAUUGCUAAGGCUGACAAGAGGAAGGUUGAAUAUGAAAAAAACAUGAAGGCCUAUAACAAGAAACAGGCCAGUGGAGCCAAUGCUGCAGAAGAAGAUGAAUCUGAGAAAUCAAUGUCUGAGGUGAAUGAUGAUGAGGAUGGAGAUGAGGGCAGCGAAGAGGACGAUGACGAGUGAAGAUGUAGAUGAUAGUAACGUCAUUUAGGGUGUCAGUGUAUUUGAUCUUUCCAUAAUAAUGGUUUGAUCAUUUCCUGUUAUUUUGUUUUUUAUAUCAUGAAAAUAUGUUAGUAUCUCCCUGUUAUUUUGUUUUUCAUAUCAUGAAAAUAUGUUAGUAUCUCCCUGUUAUUUUGUUUGUGCAUUCAGUAACGAAGGGUUGUAAUGGGAGAUCAUCUGCCUUGUACCUUACAAUGUUAGUUAUUCCAAUCCAACUGUGUUUUUUUAACUUUUUAACUGAGAUAACAAGAUCACUCCACACAUCAUGUGACAAUAUCAAAACCUUCACUUAUGUAUUACAUUUUCCAAUCAAGCUCAGUUGGGCACC
Messenger RNA from Cucumis sativus (cucumber), 1012 nucleotides. Its product is annotated as HMG1/2-like protein. Lineage: Eukaryota; Viridiplantae; Streptophyta; Magnoliopsida; Cucurbitales; Cucurbitaceae. The transcript is spliced from 8 exons. Bases 208 to 648 code for a protein of 146 amino acids. The record is from RefSeq and is a predicted model, not a curated record.